This is a messenger RNA of Sarcophilus harrisii (Tasmanian devil), 1634 nucleotides long. It is a transcript of the gene ACTA2, whose product is annotated as actin alpha 2, smooth muscle. The record is from RefSeq and is a predicted model, not a curated record. Bases 386 to 1519 code for a protein of 377 amino acids. The transcript has 9 exons. Lineage: Eukaryota; Metazoa; Chordata; Mammalia; Dasyuromorphia; Dasyuridae.
UGUGAAUGUGUGAGUAUGUAAAUGGGGGGGGAGGCGAGCGGCGUCCCCUGCCGUGGAAUCCGGGCUGAUUCCGCUACUUUCCGAAGCCGGGAAUCUCAUCCCGCGCGUGCCCCGUAGCUCCGUCCUCAGCAGCACCGGCCUCUCCGCUGCGGAGGCGCUCUGGGAGGAGACGGGGCGGGGCGGGGCCGCUGAAUUGACCAAUCAGAGAGCGAACGUUUAAACCCGGGGGAUGCCGCCAAUCGGGGCCGGAGUCACUGCUUGCCUGUCUAGACUUAAGCAAGAGAGGAAACGCCAGUCAUGAAACGAAGCCUGGAAGAGCGUCUUCCCUCUUAACGACGUCAUUUCAUGCGUUUCGGUAGGUGUGUGAGGACCGCAGCUCCAGAAGAUGUGUGAAGAGGAGGACAGCACUGCCCUGGUGUGCGACAACGGCUCUGGGCUCUGCAAGGCAGGCUUUGCUGGCGACGAUGCCCCCAGAGCCGUCUUCCCCUCCAUCGUGGGCCGUCCCCGACACCAGGGGGUAAUGGUAGGCAUGGGCCAAAAGGACAGCUACGUAGGGGACGAAGCACAAAGCAAAAGAGGAAUCUUGACACUGAAAUACCCGAUAGAACACGGGAUCAUCACAAACUGGGACGACAUGGAGAAGAUCUGGCACCAUUCCUUCUACAAUGAGCUGCGUGUGGCCCCGGAAGAGCAUCCUACUCUGCUCACUGAGGCCCCCCUCAACCCCAAGGCCAAUCGGGAGAAAAUGACUCAGAUAAUGUUUGAGACUUUCAAUGUGCCAGCCAUGUAUGUGGCCAUCCAAGCUGUCCUGUCCCUCUAUGCCUCUGGACGUACGACUGGUAUCGUGCUGGACUCUGGGGAUGGUGUCACCCACAACGUGCCCAUCUACGAGGGCUACGCUCUGCCCCACGCCAUCAUGCGUCUGGAUCUGGCCGGCCGCGAUCUCACCGACUACCUCAUGAAGAUCCUGACCGAGCGGGGCUACUCCUUCGUGACUACCGCCGAGCGGGAAAUUGUCCGUGACAUCAAGGAGAAGCUCUGCUACGUGGCUCUGGACUUUGAAAACGAGAUGGCCACGGCCGCCUCCUCCUCCUCCCUCGAGAAGAGCUACGAGCUGCCUGAUGGCCAAGUGAUCACCAUUGGAAACGAGCGCUUCCGCUGCCCGGAAACGCUCUUCCAGCCCUCCUUCAUCGGGAUGGAGUCUGCGGGCAUCCACGAGACAACCUACAACAGCAUCAUGAAGUGUGACAUCGACAUCAGGAAGGACCUCUACGCUAACAACGUCCUGUCGGGGGGCACCACCAUGUACCCGGGCAUCGCUGACCGCAUGCAGAAGGAGAUCACCGCUCUGGCGCCCAGCACCAUGAAGAUCAAGAUCAUCGCCCCGCCGGAGCGCAAGUACUCGGUGUGGAUCGGCGGCUCCAUCCUGGCCUCGCUCUCCACCUUCCAGCAGAUGUGGAUCAGCAAGCAGGAGUACGACGAGGCCGGCCCCUCCAUCGUCCACCGCAAAUGCUUCUAAGCCCGUCCCCUGCGCGCCCGGCCGGCCUCUGCCCCCAGCUGGGAGCGCAGCCGGGCUUCCCCGCUUGCAGCGUCCGCCCCCAACCUUCUGAAUAAAGGCUCUCACUGGACGCCCA